Messenger RNA from Oryza sativa Japonica Group (Japanese rice), 577 nucleotides. RefSeq lists its product as uncharacterized. The record is from RefSeq and is a predicted model, not a curated record. NCBI's taxonomy places the organism in Eukaryota, Viridiplantae, Streptophyta, Magnoliopsida, Poales, Poaceae.
AUAUGAUGCGUAGACAGUGAUCUCAGUUUCAACUCCUAAUUAGCUCCUAGCUAGCUAGCUUUAUAUACCAAAUCGAAGAAGAAGAAGAUAAUGUCCGGCUACGGGCAGCAGCCGACGGGCGAUCGUCUUGAGUCGGCGACGUUGGUGCAGUCCAUGGAGUCGACCAAGGAUACGAUCGUCCGGCGCAUCACCGAGUCGGCGGCCACCGUCGACAGCGCCGACGUGCAGGCGGCCGCGGCCAAGCUGACGGCGGCUGUGGAGUACAGGUUCGACGUUGCCAAAGCUGACGUUGAUCGGAUCAUGGCCGGGAGAGGCAACUAGACAAGUGAUCGUGGAAGACGACGAACACCGCUGGCACACAUGUCCGAUGCAGUACAAGAUCGAAAUUUUUAUCUGCCCCGAUAGAAUUUAAUUAGCCUUUUUCUUUGUUUUUCUCUUGUAACUUUCUUUAAACAAGUUGCUGGCAGAUCAGGCUUUAGUUCUGAUAGAUAGAGCAACACCAACAUGGAUCGGCGCUGUUAUGAAAAAGCAAUAAAAUUAAUUGCAUCGUGGACUCAAUACAUAUUAAGUAGGUUAA